Staurois parvus is the source of this 759-nucleotide messenger RNA. NCBI's taxonomy places the organism in Eukaryota, Metazoa, Chordata, Amphibia, Anura, Ranidae. The record is from the annotation of a GenBank genome assembly.
AUGAAUUGGGCCGGAUUUUACUCCAUUCUGAGCGGUGUGAACCGCCAUUCGACGGGCAUCGGCCGCAUAUGGCUCUCGGUGGUCUUCAUCUUCCGUAUCAUGGUGCUGGUGGUGGCCGCAGAGAGUGUAUGGGGGGACGAGAAGUCCGCCUUCACCUGCAACACCCAACAGCCCGGAUGUAACAGCGUCUGCUACGACCAUUUCUUCCCCAUCUCCCACAUUCGUCUGUGGGCCCUGCAGCUCAUCAUCGUCUCCACGCCGGCCCUCCUCGUGGCCAUGCACGUGGCUCACCUACAGCACCAGAGAAGAAACUCUUACGAGUCACUGGCCACGACGACCCGAAGGAGCUGGCGGAGCCUGUGGUGGACCUACACGUUGAGCGUGAUCUUCAGGAUCAUCUUCGAGGUGGCCUUCAUGUACCUCUUCUACCACAUCUACCCCGGGUACGCCAUGAUACGGCUGGUCAAGUGCGGGGAAUACCCUUGCCCCAACACCGUGGACUGCUUCGUGUCUCGUCCCACAGAGAAGACCAUCUUUACUAUCUUCAUGCUGGCCACCUCUGGGAUCUGCAUCAUCCUGAACGUGUCUGAGCUCUUCUUCCUCAUCGGGAAGGCUUGCACCCGUAGGCGGCUCCGACACGAAGACUCGUACCGAGGCCACGAGAGCCGGCAGAACGAGAUGAACACGCUGCUCACCGUAGACAGUAUCAAAAAGGCCUCAGCAGGCCAAGAGAAAGGAGAGCAUUGUGCCACAUCCUAG